AAACCGCGGCGCUGGAGUCAACUGUUCCUCGCAGUGUGCCGUAGUGACGUUACACCCAAACAAGAAACAGUUUGCUGGUAAUUACUGCCGGAUGGUUCAAACUAAGUGGAUUUUCUCUUCAUAGCUAACUUUUAUCGUAAUGUCUCAGGAUCCCUGGUUACAAAAUUAUGAUGCCACUUGUCGCUUGGCACAGGAAAUAGCAGAAAAUAUUCAUGAACGGAACAGGCAGCAGAGAACAGGGGGCAACCCUGCAAAGAUCAACAUGACACUAAGGGCAUCACUGCAGAAGCUCAAACAGAGUAUUGCCCAGCUUAAAGAUGGUUUGUUGCGAGCGUCAUCAACUCGGCGCAUAAUGCAGUCAGAAGCUGAUAGGAGGCAGAACCUUAUCGAUGACCUGCUAACCAGAGAGAAGCAGCUCAAUUCUACCUUCAAGGGAGACAUCACAGAGCCUGAACCUUCCAGGUCGACGUUGAUGGCUGAAGGGGCAGGGGCAAGUCGAGGUGUUGCAGCCAACCCCUGGCUGAUCAACGAAACAGAGGAGACCAGAGGGCUGACUUUUGAAGAGAUCAAACAGCAGCAACAACAAAUCAUUGAAGCCCAGGAUUCUGGCUUGGAUGCACUUGCAGCUGUCAUCAGCCGACAGAAGAUAAUGGGCCAGGAGAUUGGCAAUGAGCUGGAUGAACAGAAUGAAAUCAUCGACGACCUUUCACAUCUUGUUGACAAGACAGAUGACAGGAUUCGUAAUGAGACACGAAGGGUGAAGCUGGUGGAGACAAAGUCAGCCUCCUGUGGGAUGCUGGUGGUGAUCGUACUGCUUCUUAUAGCCAUCGUAGUGAUCGCUGUGUGGCCUGUGUAGCGGAGGAGGACAGCAGUGAUCAUGGACCUGUGCUGAACGACUACGAACGUGACUAUUUGGUGCAGUUUAAAACCUUUGCAUCCACGGUGCACACAUGUACAGACUCUCAGUUAAACACUGUCUCUCAUCAGAUUUUAUUUUCUUAUUCUUUCUGUUCACAUUGAGACACAAAGGUCACUGAUGACUGCCCAACCAAGGCAAUAUGAAAUAAAGACUGAAGUCCUUUAGCAGUACAGUUUUCUAUACAUCAAGUUGAUGGCUGGGUGAAGGGCAAUGGUAACCCUCCCUUUUUUAAAAAUAUAUUGCUUAGGUGUAAAUUGUCCUCUUUAUAGUUGUUCAAGUAUCUGGCUCUUUAAAUUGACAGUGUAUCAAAUUGUUUGGAGGUUUGUAAAAUAUUUUUAGCCUGGACUGUGGUGAAUGUUGACCCAAAAGUAGGACCUCCCGCAGGUAGCAGGAGCUUUCCUUUCAUAAGUCUGUCUGUGGUCUGGGCUGAGGCUCACACUUGGUACAAGAAUUCCGCAAGCUUUGCAGUAUUCACACUCACUUAUAUUUACCCAUGCAUUACUGUAGCAGAUGUAAUGUUAUCAUUUGUCUUGGGAUUAUGUUUAUAGAAUAGCUCUCAGCCAAAACAAACAGCUCGGCUGUGUUACUAACAUGGCUGUUUUCCUUCCUUGUAAAUCAAUUCAGCUUGUAAUUUCUAAUAAAUGACAUUUCCAGUUUAUAGUCCCUGGACUCCUGUCUGUCUGCGUUAAUGCUCAGGGCUUACUCUGCAGGAUUGCAGUGCUCUUUAAUAUGAUAUUUAGCUGGGGUUGACCUUUGACAAAGCUUGGACACAUUAGUACCACUUCCUUAUUUACAAAUCUGCAUAAUAUUGUUUUGUCUACUGUACUUGUAAUAUUAUAAAGUAGCAACCAGUAAAUGGAGAAAAACUGACUAUAUGCCUUAGUAUUAACUUAAUAACUAAGUAAAUUAAAAUAUGUAUAUAUUCAAAUCAACAGAGGCAAAUGGUUUUUUAAUGUAACAAGAGUUUAUUUCAACUGAAAAUCUGAAUUUAGUUCUACCAGGUUGGUGUGUUCAGUAGUUAUUAUUUCCUUCUUUAAUGGCAACAAUCUAAACAACCACAAACAAGUAAAAAAAAAAAUAAUUGAAAAAGACAAUAAAAUCCACAAUGUCUUGUGUCAUUAAAUAUAUUCAUAUGUAAUAACCAUAAUAUAUUAGUACGCAUUGUAAAACAACAUUGCAAAAAGGCAAUGGUGACAACUAAACAACAUAUACAAUUCAUAGUAUGAACACAAAGCAAUGCUUUGACAGGUAUGUGUAUAGCAUUUCAUCAGGAAGCUUGUCAAACCAUAGCUCAGGAGACAGAUGUAAAAUUUACAGCAUGAGGCUACAGAGACUAGAGAGUUGGGAUUACAGAUUACAUUGUGCCAAACAGAAAAACAAUGACAUGUAAUGUUAUGUUGUAGGAUUAACAAUGAAAGGCAGGAACAUGUAAAUAUACUGUAUAUGUGAGUAUGUUGUCAUCAGUAGUGCUGGAGGAGCCACCAGCACGUAGCAUCAUGAUGGACUGACAUCACAAUCAUUUGACUGAUUGUAUAGUAAAAAAAAACAAAAAAAAAAAAAA
Molecule: messenger RNA, 2480 nt
Organism: Siniperca chuatsi (mandarin fish)
Lineage: Eukaryota; Metazoa; Chordata; Actinopteri; Centrarchiformes; Sinipercidae
Gene: stx8
Product: syntaxin 8
Exons: 8
Coding region: 140-856 (238 amino acids)
Biological process (GO): vesicle fusion; intracellular protein transport
Cellular component (GO): endomembrane system; SNARE complex
Molecular function (GO): SNAP receptor activity; SNARE binding
Source: RefSeq, a predicted model, not a curated record